Tachyglossus aculeatus (Australian echidna) is the source of this 756-nucleotide messenger RNA. It is a transcript of the gene RGS5, whose product is annotated as regulator of G protein signaling 5. The coding region runs from base 36 to 581 and encodes 181 amino acids. The record is from RefSeq and is a predicted model, not a curated record. The transcript has 5 exons. Lineage: Eukaryota; Metazoa; Chordata; Mammalia; Monotremata; Tachyglossidae.
UCUGUGGCCACAGACACGCUCCACCCUCCGCCAACAUGUGCAAGGGGCUGGCCGCGCUGCCCCACUCCUGCCUGGAGAGGGCCAAGGAGAUCAAGACGAAACUCGGUACCCUCCUCCAGAGACCCGAUUCAGCCAUCGACCUCAUCAUUCCCUACUCCGAGAAGCCGCAAAAACCCGUCAAGGCCCCUAAGCCGACCCCCGAGGAAGCCGCCCAGUGGAGGGGCUCCCUGGACAAAGUCCUGCAGAACAACUACGGGCUGGCCAGCUUCAAAAGCUUUCUGAAGUCGGAGUUCAGCGAGGAGAACCUGGAGUUCUGGAUCGCCUGCGAGGAUUUCAAGAAGAUCAAGUCUCCGACCAAGAUGGCAGAGCAGGCCAAGAAGAUCUAUGAGGAGUUCAUCCAGCCCGAGGCGCCCAAGGAGGUGAACAUCGACCACCUGACCCGCACGAGCACGGAGGAGAACUUGGCCGAGCCGUCGCCCUGCUGCUUCGAGAUGGCGCAGAGGCGCGUCCACGCCCUCAUGGAGAAGGACUCGCUGCCUCGCUUCAUUCGCUCCCACUUCUACGACCAGUGUGGCCAGUAGCCCUCUCGCCCACUGCUGCCGCCCCCCUCUUUCCCCUCUUCCCCUCUGACCCCCAGAGACCAUCCCCACUUUCUUCUCCUCAAUCCCCAACACUCACUCCCUCCUAUCUCUUUUCCUCCUCUUUUCUCUCUCUUUUCCUCCUCCUUUUCCUCAGCACUCGCUCCCUCUUCUCCCU